Molecule: messenger RNA, 1170 nt
Organism: Gekko japonicus
Lineage: Eukaryota; Metazoa; Chordata; Lepidosauria; Squamata; Gekkonidae
Gene: RARB
Product: retinoic acid receptor, beta
Exons: 6
Coding region: 28-1038 (336 amino acids)
Biological process (GO): retinoic acid receptor signaling pathway; cellular response to corticotropin-releasing hormone stimulus; regulation of transcription by RNA polymerase II
Cellular component (GO): nucleus; transcription regulator complex
Molecular function (GO): nuclear glucocorticoid receptor binding; RNA polymerase II cis-regulatory region sequence-specific DNA binding; zinc ion binding
Source: RefSeq, a predicted model, not a curated record
UUUUUCCGCAGAAGCAUUCAGAAGAACAUGGUUUAUACAUGUCACCGAGAUAAGAACUGUGUUAUUAAUAAAGUCACUAGGAAUCGCUGCCAGUACUGCAGACUACAGAAGUGCUUUGAAGUGGGAAUGUCCAAAGAAUCUGUCAGAAAUGACAGGAACAAAAAGAAGAAGGAGCCUUUGAAGCAGGAGCUUAUGGAGAACUAUGAAAUGACAGCCGAGUUGGAUGAUCUCACAGAGAAAAUCCGGAAAGCCCACCAGGAAACUUUUCCUUCACUCUGCCAGCUGGGUAAAUACACUACGAACUCUAGUGCAGAUCAUAGAGUUCGACUGGACCUUGGACUUUGGGACAAAUUCAGUGAACUAGCUACAAAGUGCAUUAUUAAAAUAGUGGAAUUUGCAAAACGGUUGCCUGGUUUUACAAGUUUGACCAUUGCAGAUCAGAUCACACUACUUAAAGCCGCCUGCUUGGACAUCUUGAUCCUUAGAAUUUGCACAAGAUACACUCCAGAACAAGACACUAUGACCUUUUCGGACGGCCUUACACUGAACCGAACACAGAUGCACAACGCUGGAUUUGGUCCUCUGACUGACCUUGUAUUCACCUUUGCCAAUCAGCUCCUGCCCUUAGAAAUGGAUGACACGGAAACAGGCCUGCUUAGUGCCAUCUGCUUAAUCUGUGGAGAUCGUCAGGACCUUGAAGAACCAGCAAAAGUGGAUGAGCUACAAGAGCCAUUACUGGAGGCUCUCAAAAUAUACAUACGAAAGAGAAGACCCAACAAGCCUCAUAUGUUUCCAAAGAUCCUAAUGAAAAUCACAGAUCUACGUAGUAUCAGUGCAAAAGGUGCUGAACGCGUUAUUACACUGAAAAUGGAAAUCCCUGGAUCAAUGCCUCCACUUAUCCAAGAAAUGUUGGAGAACUCAGAGGGACAUGAACCACUGACACCAAGCUCAACUGGGACCACAGCGGAGCACAGUCCUAGCAUCUCCCCAAGCUCAGUGGAUAACAGCAGUGUCAGUCAAUCCCCACUAGUGCAAUAAGACAUUUCCCAGUUACAUUCCUAACACUUUAUGUACAGGGAUGACAUGCAAGAAAAACAUUUUUACUGCUGCUUAGUUUCUGGACUUAUACACAAUCACUAAAAUCCAGCAAGGACCAAGAGAUUUUCAUAU